Molecule: messenger RNA, 2610 nt
Organism: Closterium sp. NIES-65
Lineage: Eukaryota; Viridiplantae; Streptophyta; Zygnematophyceae; Desmidiales; Closteriaceae
Source: the annotation of a GenBank genome assembly
AUGCCGGGUGGGCGCGCCGUCCGCGUGCUGAACGUGGCGGAGAAGCCGUCCGUCGCGCGCGCCGUGGCGGAGAUCCUCGCGCGGUACGGCGGCGGCGGAGUGAGGUCGCGCGAGGGGCGGUCCGUGUACAACCGCAUCUUCGAAUUCACCUACACAAUGAACAACCAGCCGUGUGACAUGGCGAUGACAUCAGUGACGGGGCAUUUGAUGGAGAUGGACUUUCAGGACCCCUUCAGGAAGUGGCACGCCUGCGACCCCCUGCAGCUCUUUGACGCCCCUGUAUACAAGGCCAUUCCGCAGGUGGGAGGGUCUGCUUGGCUGUUUGUUAAAUCCAGGCAUGGGUGGUAUAGGGAUUGGAUAACGGAAUCCUCUUUGUGGAAAUGGCAACCCCUGCAGCUCUUUGACGCGCCCAUGCACAAGGCCAUACCGCUGGACAAGGUGGCACUGGAGGUGUUGCCUUGUCUUCCAAGUUUCCAUCAUCACCUGCCAUCCCCCUCCACCACCCCGUUCCCCCAUUCAUCUGACAAGGCGGCACUGGAGGUGACGUUGAGGGAGGAGGCGAGGCGCAGCGAGCAACUGGUGUUGUGGCUGGACUGUGACCGGGAGGGCGAGAACAUCGCCUAUGAGGUCAUGCAGAACUUAGGCCGCCCGAACUCCAACUUCGCAGACGCUGUUGACGCUCGGCAGGUAGUGGAUGGGCGGGUAGUUGAUGGGCGGCAGGUGGUUGAUGGGCGGCAGGUGGUUGAUGGGCGGCAGGCGGUUGAUGGGCGGCAGGUGGUUGAUGGGCGGCAGGUGGUUGAUGGGCGGCAGGUGGUUGAUGGGCGGCAGGUGGUUGAUGGGCGGCAGGUGGAGAUAGAUCUGCGCAUAGGGGCGUCCUUCACGCGCUUCCAGACCAUGCUGCUGCAGAACCGCUUCGACCUGCCCUCGCCCUCCGCCGACCGCAAGCCCGUCAUCAGCUAUGGACCCUGCCAGGUGGGACCUGUGGGCAGGUGGGACCUGGGCAGGUGGGACCUGGGCAGAUGGGACCUGGGCAGGUGGGACCUGGGCAGGUGGGACCUGGACAGGUGGGGUCUGGACAGGUGGGACCUGGACAGGCGGGGUCUGGACAGGUGGGAUCUGGACAUUUGGUACGUGCACUGCACCGACGAUAAAUGUCCAGUAGCUGUGCUCUCCUGCCCCUCCUGCCCCGCAUCUUCCCUCUGUUCUCUCCCAAUCCCUCUCAUUCGUCCUCCUCCCCUUCUUCCGUCCUCCUCUUCCAUCUCCCCUCUCCUCCCCGCCAGUUCCCCUCCCCACGCUGGGCUCUGUGGUGGAGCUCUUUUGGGGCAUACUGGCGCACGAGACGAGACUAGAGGAGUCUUUCUUCCUUCUCCUUGUUCUGUCUGCCUACCUGUCCCUUACUUACCUGCGUUUUUAGCUCCUCAUCCCUCCUUCAUCCGCCAGUUCCCCACGCUGGGCUUCGUGGUGGAGCGCUAUUGGGACAUACUGGCACACGUGGAGGAGCCUUUCUGGGCCAUCCACUGCCGACACGUGCAGCACUCGCCGCCCCCCGCCACCUCCGCUGAAUUCUCCUGGCAGAGGGGCCGUCUGUUCGACCACCACAUUGCUGCCACGCUCUUUGAAAUGUGCCUCGAUAACCCUGUUGCCACUGUGAUGGAAGUGGCAGGCAGUGAGCGGUGCAAGUUCCCGCCCUUCCCGCUCAACACAGUGGAACUGCAGAAGCGAGCCUCGAGGUUCCUGCGCAUGGCAUCAGAGCACACCAUGAAGAUAGCAGAGGAGCUGUACCAGCAGGGCUUCAUGAGCUACCCUCGCACUGAGACUGACAGCUUCCCUCCAUCCAUGGACCUUCAGGUCCUGGUAUCAGAGCAGGCCAGCAACAGCGCAUGGGGAGACUACGCACAGCGAUUGCUGGACCCAGCAGCCAAUCUGUGGAGGACACCUGGCAGCGGCGGGCACGAUGACAAGGCGCACCCCCCCAUCCACCCCACCAGGGCGUCGCCACAUGGCGAGCCCAACUGGAGCCAGGAUCACAAGCGCCUGUAUGAGCUCGUGGUGAGGCACUUCCUGGCGACGGUAUCGCAGCCAGCAGUGGGUUUUGAGACGAUCGUGACCGUUGAUAUCGCGGGGGAGGCGUUCAGUGCACGCGGGCUCAUGAUCACAGCGCGCAACUACCUGGACGUGUACCGCUACGACUCCUGGGGCGCACACACGCUGCCAGCCUUCCAGACCGGCCAGCAGUUCACCCCCACGGACCUCGAGCUCAGGUCCGGACGCACCGAGCCUCCGCCGCUGCUCUCCGAAGCUGACCUGCUGGGGCUGAUGGACAAGGCGGGCAUCGGAACGGACGCAACGAUGCAUGACCAUAUCAAGAAGCUGCUGGACCGCUGCUAUGCCACCAAGGACGCCAACAUCCGCUUCAAACCCACGCCUCUUGGCGAGGCACUGGUUUUGGGGUACGACAACAUGGGGUACGAGCUGUGGAAGCCGCACCUGAGAGCACUGAUGGAGAGAGACAUGCGGCUGGUCAGUGAGGGGCGCAAGAGCAAGGCGCAGGUGCUGGCCGACACGCUCCGAGCCACCAAGGCUGCUUUCGUGGACGUGAGUGCCGUCUAG